Molecule: messenger RNA, 1895 nt
Organism: Carya illinoinensis
Lineage: Eukaryota; Viridiplantae; Streptophyta; Magnoliopsida; Fagales; Juglandaceae
Product: aspartyl protease family protein At5g10770-like
Exons: 2
Coding region: 248-1639 (463 amino acids)
Biological process (GO): proteolysis
Molecular function (GO): aspartic-type endopeptidase activity
Source: RefSeq, a predicted model, not a curated record
AGUGAAAAUUUCAACUAACGGUGAUCUGAGUGGACCUACCUAAAAAGCUAAUCACCCAACUUAUCACAUCAAAGGUCCUCAUCUAAAUUAUAAUUACAAAAACUCCCAAUACCUACCAUCAUCUAUUUUUAAGUUGGAGUUGCCACACAUUAUCAGGCCAAAGCUUUUGCCUUAUCUCGUAUGAGCUUCGGUUUUCGAUAGAGAACUACUUACAUAAAAUUUAUACAGAGUUGCUGUGGUAUCAGGUAUGGGGCCAAUUUGGUUUCUGGUUUUGUAUCUUCUUUUAGCAACACCACCUUCAGUUCUUGCGGAGCUUCAGCAAGAAACUGAGCUGCGCCAUAAGCAGCCGGGCGUCCGGCUUGAAAUUCAUCAUGCUCGAGGACAUGGCAGCUCUUCUUUCAACGCUACACAUCUUUUAUCCCUCUCUGACUUACUCUCGCGCGAUGAGGAACGGGUCAUGGCUCUCCAAUCCAGACUAGUUAUAAGCAAGGACACGGGAGGCACGACUUCUGCCUCGUCCUCCAAGGAAGAUCCAGCAGGACAAAAAUCCAUCAACAUCCCUUUGAAGGCAGGCCUGUCGAUCGGUUCAGGCAAUUACCUAUUGAAAAUAGGCCUUGGCACCCCAGCCAAAUACUACACCUUGCUUCUCGACACGGGCAGCUCCUUCUCCUGGCUCCAGUGCCAGCCUUGUUCUGUUUACUGCCAUAACCAGGUAGACCCCCUCUUUGAUCCCUCACAAUCCAAGACUUACAAAAAGCUCACAUGCGGCACCUCCCAGUGCUCUUUGCUCACUGAAGCCACCCUCAACAAACCCUUCUGUUCUAGAUCUGCUAAUACUUGUAUCUACACGGCAAGCUACGGCGAUAGUUCCUAUUCUAUAGGUUAUUUGAGUGAAGACUUGCUUACCUUAGCUCCAUCUCAGACACUGCCCCGUUUCGUUUAUGGUUGUGGACAAGACAACCAGGGAUUGUUCGGAAAAACCGAUGGUAUAGUGGGCCUAGCCCGUGACCAGCUCUCAUUGUUGGGUCAACUGUCUUCAAAAUACGGCUAUGCAUUCUCCUACUGUCUCCCCGAAGCUUUUACUUCAUCUACCGGAGUGGGUUUCUUGUCCUUUGGAGAAUCGUCUUUGGCAGCAUCUCCGGCGUACAAGUUCACUCCCAUGUUGACGGAUUCUAAAAACCCAAGUUUAUACUUCCUGAGGUUGGCAGCCAUAACUGUUGCAGGUGUGCCGCUGAGAGUUGGUGCCGUCCAGUACAGGGUUUCUACCAUUAUAGAUUCUGGAACUGUCAUAACGCGCCUGCCUGCAGCCGUAUAUACUGCACUGCAGCAAGCCUUUGUAAGUAUCAUGUCCAAAAGGUACGCCCAAGCGCCAGCGUAUUCCAUAUUGGAUACUUGUUUCAAGGGGAGUCUCAAAAGCUUGUCUGUGGUGCCCCAAAUUCAAUUCAUAUUCCAAGGAGGAGCUGACCUCACACUUAAAGCUUCCAAUAUCCUCAUAGAAGCUGACAAAGGCAUUUCAUGCCUGGCCUUUGCAGGUAGUUCCCAAAUUGCCAUUAUUGGGAAUCAUCAACAGCAGACGUUUAGUGUAGCCUACGAUGUCACCAGGUCCAGAAUUGGUUUCGCUGCUGGUGGAUGCCAUUGAUGAGUAAUGGCUUUGUAUGAUGACUAUAUGUUGAUAAGAUGGUGCUGAAUAUAUACGAGGAAACAAUCAUCUCUCCUAUUUCUAAGACAUAUAAAGGUAUUGGCAAAUAAAGCUUGGCCUGCAUGGAUGGCCUGUAUUGCUCAAUUGUACAUGUGAAAGUAUUAUUGGAUGUUGUGAAAUUUGUAGUAAACUACAUUCAACUAGUUAUUGUACAGUUGAAUUGCAAUAUAUCGUACAAUAUUCAGUUUUCUUGUCA